This is a messenger RNA of Aaosphaeria arxii CBS 175.79, 2027 nucleotides long. RefSeq lists its product as uncharacterized. The record is from RefSeq and is a predicted model, not a curated record. The transcript has a single exon. NCBI's taxonomy places the organism in Eukaryota, Fungi, Ascomycota, Dothideomycetes, Pleosporales. The coding region runs from base 242 to 1888 and encodes 548 amino acids.
CUUUAUUAACCUUACUCCACCUUCAUAAAGCUUAUUCAGACUGUCACCUACCUUUUCAUAAUUCUCCGCCUUAUUGCUCUAAUCAUAUCUCCAACAACAGCUAUGGCGGAAGACCCGUCUAAUACCUGUACCGGUCUUGUACCCUACGCCCGCGAAUUACAGCGCCAGUUCAAGCUCGGGACCCGCGAACUGAACCUUCACAAGAUCACAAUCUCGAAAAGUAGAAGCGAAUGGUGCUUUGAUGAAAGCACAUCCGGAGAACUGGCACAGGUUGAUGGAAGCGGCACGCCACAUGUUACAUAAGGUACAGAGGAAGGGGAGAGAUGCAGAAGAUGGAGAAGAGGUGGAUGAAGAGGAGGAAGCAAAGAAGAAGCGCCAGGGCGGGCACGAUACCAAGUCCAUCCGCCCACGAUACCUUCAACCUUCUGACUACACAAAGUUCAACACAAAGGAGCUAGAAGCUGCGGACGAGCAGAAUCAGAUGUCAACGCAUAUGCAUCGUCUACAUAGUCUUCUGACUCAACAAAUGAGUAUGACGCCCUCGGGCUUUCCUCUUGCGCAAGAUGUUGCCGAAAAAUCCUUAAAGGAGCUUGAGGAAUCCAUUAAUGGAUUCAGCAAGCACUCAAAGGAUAUGUUACCCCAAAUCACGGAGGAUUUUACCAUGGAACUCCUCGAUCAGAUAUUCACGAGAAUGAAACUUGGUGGUCGCCUACUCCACCCUGCCGGCAUGGAUCCCUUUGAAAUCCCUCCACCACGAUUCUCCAUUAAGGAGCAGAGCAUUGCCGACGCAACGGCGGGUAUAGACCUUGCGCGCGCCGCUAUAACCCAAUCUGAGACAGAGAACGUGGACGAAUUCUGUCGUUUUACGCGAAAGAUGAAUAGUACGUCUGCGACUCUGCCAGACUUCGAAGACGCCUCCAGGUUGGUAGGCGUUGACUCGAGUACCCUCUCCCUGGCAAGCAUGUCGGAGAAGAACCCCGAUCACGAGAUCAUUCUUGAGCCACACCAAGUGGUUGCUGCUACUGCAAUGAUCAUGUACAUGUUGUCGCCGAUCUCAUCGACGAUGCUUGGGGAUGAGGUUGGAUUGGGGAAGACAUACGUAGGGCUCGUUGCUGCUAUACGUGUUUUCCAAAUUCGGGUGUCAGCAUCUGGGCCUGACGCCGAAGAAGAGUUGGCUGACAUAGCAGAUCUCGUCGCAGUGGAUGAGAUCAUCGAGCUCGAGAUCGAAAAUCCUGUCUCGGGAUAUAGCUUCAUCGUGAUCCCGAAUGCUGCGAUCGGAGGCUGGAAAGAGGCGCUCAUCAAUUUCGCCAUGUUGGGCUCCCUUGACUGGUACCAGAUGACCAGUCAAUCCAAUGUAGACGACAAGACUGCGGUUGCGCCAACAAAAGCAGUCAAAUUCAAUGAGUGGAUCGGGGAAAAGUUGGCACAGAAGCUACAAAAGCCCAUAUUCGUGCUAGUCACAUACGCAAAAUUCUAUCGGCAAUUCCUGCGAUUUGACAACGCCAAAGCAAAGGCCAUGAACCUGGCCAAUAUGAAGAAGGCGCAGACGAAAGCAAGGCGGAACCAUGGCUACAAACAGGAGGAAGAAGAAGAUCAUAACGCAUGUGAAGAGUUAUCACAAGACAAUAGCAAGGGGGACGAGGAAGCCGAGGAAGAUAAACUGAUGAGGCCAACAUUUGGAAGAACACCGAUACUCGGAAGAACAGCAAUGCUCGGAAGAACACUAAUAUUCGGAAGAACAUCAACAUCUGGAAGAACACUAAUGCUCGGAAGAACACCAAUACUUAGACAGAGGACAGUCACAUCUGGCUGGCUCCCUGUUGGUAUUGUAUUGCCUACAACGGGCAAUCUCAGAGUGUAUUGUAGCUCUUUCAACAGUAGUCUUUAGUACUAUUAUUAUCAUUGUCCUCUCCUUCUCUGUGACCUUGCAUUUGUAUUGCCUAGCUAGAAAUCUAUUUCUAGAGCGUAUUGUAACCAGCUUAACCAGCUUAAGAGUAGUUGAUUAGCAGUCCUUAAGUAUGUUGUAG